Molecule: messenger RNA, 273 nt
Organism: Aspergillus lentulus
Lineage: Eukaryota; Fungi; Ascomycota; Eurotiomycetes; Eurotiales; Aspergillaceae
Source: RefSeq, a predicted model, not a curated record
AUGAUCAUCGUUGCGGGGUCUUUCGCCUUGACUCCAGCCGCCGCUUUAAGAUAUGAAAGAUAUGACCGAAAAGUGAAGCAACUCACACAAGAGGAAGCUAUGGAGUUGGGGCUCAAAGGGGCAGAUGGUGAAGAGGGAAUUAGGAGAAAUCCACGCAGAAGAGUUCUCGGAGAUGAGAGGGAGGAAUAUUAUCGGCUCAUGGCCAAAGACCUGGAUAAUUGGGAACAAAAACGAGUCCAGAGGUUUAAGGGGGAACCUGAUGGGAAACUUUAA